CGCAGACAUUAUGUCGACUACUAAACCAGUGUGGGUGGGUAUCCUGGAGCAGCAGCUCAAAGAGAAUCCAAAGGCUCUCGCGUACGCCUUCUCAACCUUGUCCCAGGAUGGCAGUCCCAAAGUCAGACAUGUGAUUCACCGAGGAAUCACUCCCUCGAGCAUUCUGCUCACUACCACAGACACCCGCAUGUCCAAACCAGCCCAGCUCCACCACUCUCCCAAGUUUGAAAUCGCCUGGUGGCUGCCAGAGACUAAUGUCCAGUUCCGCAUCACUGGACAGGCGUAUACAAUCCCCUCUUCUUUCGCACAAGAUGACAAUGCGGGCCAUAUUCUCAGAGAGCUGGGUUUGGAGGGGAAAGAGGAAGCGGCGGCAGAGUGGUGGCAGGGGAAGCGGGAAGAGCUUUGGGAGAACGUCAGUGGCCACUUGAGGGCUGGGUUUGGGAGGCCGGCUCCUGGGACUGAAUUGAAAGACGCCGAAGACUCUAGCAAGUGGCCAGAGACGAUCCCGGCUCAGUCGGACGACGAGAAGGAGAAGGAGCUGGUCAAGACUGCCCUCGAUCACUUUGCAUUGAUCGCCCUCCGACCGACUGGUGUAGAGUUUUUGGAGCUAAAGCCAAUUCCCAAUCGCCGUACUCAAUGGAAGUCACAGGAUGGCAAAGCGUGGACCGAGCUCAAAGUUGUACCAUAG
Molecule: messenger RNA, 688 nt
Organism: Cryptococcus amylolentus CBS 6039
Lineage: Eukaryota; Fungi; Basidiomycota; Tremellomycetes; Tremellales; Cryptococcaceae
Exons: 4
Coding region: 11-688 (225 amino acids)
Molecular function (GO): FMN binding
Source: RefSeq, a predicted model, not a curated record